GGCCUGGGCCAGCUUGAAGCCUACAUUGGUGCAGAGGAAGGAGUGGCUCUCCAGAUGGACAACAGCAUGUUCUGGGAUUCACUGAGCAGUGGUUUACACUGGACCGUGGAAGGCGUACCUGAAAAGAGAAGGUCGAGCAAAUUUUGGCUGAUUCCAGCACCAUCCGGAAGGGUUAUGUUGAAAAACUGGAUAGGUUUGUUUCUUGCUGCAGUGGAUGUAUAUUCAGAGCAGAAAAUCUUCCCCAUCCAACCUGUUCAGUACUCAAAAAAACAAUCCCUGAGGUUUGAAGUGUUUUUCAGGAACAAUAUGGUGGCCUUCCGGGCCUACAAUGGUCUCUUUCUGGCCAGAACAUUUAGAGGAUUCAAUACACUGGAAGCAGCCAAGUUCUUUCCUGAUGAGACCUGUUGUUUCCUACCCCAGAUUGGAGAUACUGAUCUCCCAGUUUUUGAAAUCCUAAGCGUUGUCCCAAAUGAUCUCUCCCAGAUCCAUUGCCACCAGUAUUUUGUGGAUAAACAGGUCUUCUACAACCCAAGAGAGAUUCCAACCCCAUACACUUUUGGCCUCACUUGGGUCACCAACUCCAUUGACAGAGUGACUUGGAACCAUCUCUGGGGGCUGGGCUUGCCUUCUUCCUGCAGUUUCAAAAUUGAGGAUGCAACACCCAUUGUGAGGUACACAGAGAACAAUGAACAGAACUUUUCUCUGGUGAGGCCAAUUGACAAGUUCAUAAUCAAAAGGGUGGAGGUACCCCCCAAGACCAAAGCAGUAGCAACCCUUUGGGUUGAUAUACAGCAUAAUGUGGUUCUACCAUUUGUGGCCACGGUCCAAAAAGUGAAAAAUGGUGGGUUCCCAGAACGAUUUUAUGAAAGGGGAGCAUGGAGAGGAAUGGUCUAUAAAAAUCUUCGAAUAGAAGUUACAAUGGAGCCUAUUUGUCAGGUUUGCACGAUCAUGUGA
Python bivittatus (Burmese python) is the source of this 954-nucleotide messenger RNA. RefSeq lists its product as uncharacterized. The record is from RefSeq and is a predicted model, not a curated record. NCBI's taxonomy places the organism in Eukaryota, Metazoa, Chordata, Lepidosauria, Squamata, Pythonidae.